CUCGGCUUCCGUGAAGCACUGGCAAGAUGGCAGCGACCGAGACGGUUAGGCUACGGCUUCAAUUUGAUUAUCCGCCGCCAGCCACCCCGCACUGCACAGUCUUCUGGCUCCUCGUCGACCUCAACCGAUGUCGAGUUGUCACCGAUCUCAUCAGCCUCGUCCGUCACCGCUUCGGCUUCAGCUCCGGCGCGCUCCUGGGCCUCUACUUGGACGGGGGUCUGCUGCCGCCCACCGAGAGCGCGCGCCUGGUGAGGGACAACGACAGCCUCAGAGUUAAGUUAGAAGAGAGAGAAAUUCUUGAGGAUCCUGUCGUAGUCAGGAAUGGGGGUGAUUUGCACUCAUCACCUAGGAAAGCAAAGAAGCGGACUUUAAAAUUGGUAGAGGAUGAAGAAAACGAACUUGGGUACAGUUAUUCAAAGAAGCACUGGAAGAGGCAAAAGAGCAACGGCAAUCAGGAGAAAGCCUUGGAUCUAGAGCCAAAAGCUGGCACAGAUGGGACUGUGAAGAAAAAGAACAAGAGAAGAAGCAAAGCACCAUGUGGCGCCAUGGGUGAACGGGAAGAGGAGACCAAAAGAAUAUCACCAAAGAAAAAGGAGAAGUGUGAGUAUAAGAAACAGAUCAGGAACCCCAAAUCUUCAGGAAAAGAGCGGUCCACCUGCAACAGCAAUUCCCCAAAAAGUUCUGCCAGCCUGGCUAAAAUCAGAAGUCAAGAUGGGGCUAUCACAGAACCAAAAGGUCCCGAGACGGCUUCGGAAUCAGAGUCUAGCCAGGAGUCCUCCAGUGAUGUGUUCAGCAAUGGGAACUCCUUAGACAAACUGUCAGUUGAGUUAUCAAAGGAAGGACCAGCUACCAAAAAUCCAGCUAUGAACAAAGGGGCAGCCAAAACCGCCUUUAACCUGCCCACCAGCAAGGUCAAUGCCGCCAGAGCCACAUCUUCUAGUUCAGACUCCAGUACAGAAUCCGAUGACCAGCCUGUCAUGCUCAAGAACUCCCUGGAGUGUGCUUCUGGCUCCUUAAAGACAGCGGGCCUCUUUGCAGGGCGAGGUUGUCCAGGCCCAGGGCCGUCAUCACAGGCUCCAAAUGCCAUGGGAUGGAAACCUGGUGACUCAAAUGGCAUCAAACAGACUCCUGGUCCUCUUCCCGGUGUAUCUGUCUCUGGCAAUUUGGGAAGAGGAUGGGGACGAGGGGAACCUUGGAAGGGAGUGAGGGGCCGGGGCCUGAGGGGGAGAGGUCGAGGACGAGGAAAUGUGGUUCCCUGUGUCCUGCAUAGAAGCGCCGAGUAUCAGAAGCAACAGCAAUUAAGUGAGGUUGUCUCAAACUCAUCUACCAUUAUCCAGAAUCCAGUAGAAAUACACAAGAAGGACUAUAGUCUGUUACCACUGUUAGCAGCUGCCCCUCGGGUUGGAGAAAAGAUUGCAUUUAAGCUUUUGGAAUUAACACCUGACUACACUCCUGAUGUGUCUGACUACAAGGAAGGAAAAAUAUUGAGCCACAAUUCAGAGACCCAGCAAGUAGAUAUAGAAAUUCUCUCAUCCUUACCUGCCUUGAAAGAACCUGGGAAGUUUGAUUUGGUUUAUCACAAUGAGAACGGAACUGAGGUAGUGGAGUACGCAGUGACACAGGAGAGAAGGAUCACUGUGUUUUGGAAAGAGUUGAUCGAUCCAAGAUUGAUUGUUGAAUCAGCUAACAUCACAAGGACAGAGCUUGCCUGAGCGAGGCGUCUUCAUCAAGGCCAUCAAUGUAUUGCUUGUAAAAGUGACUGCAGCCUCAACUUUUUUUUUUAAAAGUAGGUUUGAAAGUUGUAUGGAUUUUUUUUUUUUGUUAUUUUCAUUGUACAGCCUAAGGGGGGAAAAAACCUACCUCAUCUUUUAAAAUAAUAUGGCUUGUAGACCUUUUUCUUUUCCAGGUUAAUUUCAGUUAACAUAAUUUAAAUUGUACAUUCCUUGCAGGCAUUGUCAAAUACCAAUUUGUUUGGUUUCUUUCUCUGGUUUUUUUGACCAUCGAGUAGCAACCGUCAGAAGAAGUAACAGGGAUGAAAAGACCGUGCUGCAUAUCUUCUUUCAAUACAUUUUAUUAAGUAACAUUUGAAACUAUUGAGGUAUGAUACUUCACCUAAUUUUUUAACCAUGUAAAAGCAUAUAUUCUACUACAUGUGGAAUAAGCUCAUAAAUUUCAAGUAAUUCAAACUUGAAACGCUCAAGCAUUCACAGAUAGUUGGGUUUGUUACAGGUGUUAAGGAUCCUUUUCAGGUUUUUUCCAACUUUACAAUUAAGGAUUCUCAGGGCAGAGCCCCCAAAGAGCUUCUGUGGGUGUUCUACAAGGGUGAGAGGGUUUGCUGGGAGCCUCAGCCCGGGGAAGAUGGUAGCUUGCUGCAAGAUGUCAAGCACCAGCCCAGUGUAGUGGAGGGAGGAUCAUAAACAGAAACUUGAUUUUCUGUAACUAUCAAUACACAACUAAAAUGGCUCAAUAUAUACUGUGAAAAAAAAAAGCAUUCUUUUAACAAAAGAGCAGAUCCCUUCACCUCUGCAGAUUUUUAAAUAAAAUCAUAUGAAAACCAAUA
Messenger RNA from Dipodomys spectabilis (banner-tailed kangaroo rat), 2560 nucleotides. RefSeq names its product coilin (gene Coil). Gene Ontology annotation, biological process: spliceosomal snRNP assembly. The transcript has 7 exons. Gene Ontology annotation, cellular component: Cajal body. The record is from RefSeq and is a predicted model, not a curated record. Gene Ontology annotation, molecular function: U2 snRNA binding; U1 snRNA binding. NCBI's taxonomy places the organism in Eukaryota, Metazoa, Chordata, Mammalia, Rodentia, Heteromyidae. The coding region runs from base 27 to 1712 and encodes 561 amino acids.